Molecule: messenger RNA, 2289 nt
Organism: Seminavis robusta
Lineage: Eukaryota; Bacillariophyta; Bacillariophyceae; Naviculales; Naviculaceae
Source: the annotation of a GenBank genome assembly
AUGGGUAGACAACCGAUGCACCAGCCGAGUCCAGAUAACUCUGCCUUCUUUGAGAACUGCGGCAGCGAGGAACUAGAGAUUAUCAUCAAGCGGACCGUGUUUGACGGAGGGGCAGAGGAUGCUGCCGAUCCAGGAGAAGAAGUGAGCAUUGACAAUCAUGAUCGCUCCUUGCGCAUGAGUUUUGGAAGAUGGACCACUCAGGAUAAGGCUACUUGGGCGUGUCCCGACUGUACGUAUGUCAAUGCACCUCUCCACUUGACCUGUGCAGUCUGCGGCAAAGCCAGGGGACACGAAGAAGCCAUGAACGCAUCCACUUCCAGUCAGCACACAGAUAAUUCGUGGAGAACGGAGCAUCAACCAAUAGCGCCCGUGCAAGAGUCCUUUGUACCUGACGACUAUGAUCCAUUCUUGGAGCAAUUACAACGGGAACGACACGCCGAAGUCAUGGAAUUGCAACAGAAUAUCCUCAAACAGGCUGCCCUGGACUUGUCCGUCAAAUCCGAAACCAGUGGAAGGGGGGCUCAAGCUCAAAAUCAAUACCAGCAAUCCUCUACAUACAGUACCAACACCAACACCAACACACCGAAACUAGAGGAAGAAGAUCGAGACUCCAUUUUUGACAAUCUCUCAGAUAAGGAAGCCAUGGAAUUGCGCAAGAUAUUGAACAUGAAUGCAGGGAACAGUUCCGAAUUUCUGCAAUCGCAACGCACAUCCCUUACAGACAGUACCGUGUCAACCUCCGCGUCCUACACGUCUGCUAAUAAUUAUUCAAGGACGGCACAACAACAGCAGCAACAAGGCAUGGAUGACAGUGUCGUCUCCAUGCCCGAACGAGGAACAAGAACAGAUUAUCGUCAACGAAAUAAUUAUUCUUCAUCGUCAGCAAAUGAAAUGGACCGAUCGUUGCCAGCUCGACCCAGACAAUCACGACGUCAACAACAGGGAGGACGCUUGGCUUCGGUCAUUGACGAUUACGAUGACGUCGCUGGGGACGACAUUAUGGAUGACGAUAUUCUGGCUAAACUCGCCGCUCGAAGCCAUGGACCACCUCCUGGUCGUCGGGCAAAUCGCCCCAGUGCCACCCGCAAUGCCGAUGAUGACAUGCCCGACUUGACGGGCAUGACUAGUAGUGUCAACAGCAGCACCACCACCACCAGUCAGCCAGGGGAACGACCUCGGUCGACCGCUUCACCACGACCGAACGGUGCUGCGGGAGGAUCGGAAGUAUCCGUUACGAACAGAGUUCGUCGUGUCACCAGUGGGGAAGACAUUGAUGCAGAUACACUCAUCAAGAUUGCCGCUUCCAGAGGUCGUACCAGUACUCCUCACGUACAGCAAAGUCACACAUCGACCAAAUCGCCAGCAAGAUCCCCUACACGUGCCAGACCGAACAGUGCUACUAGAGGAAACGGUGUCACUCGGGGAAGAUUCCCAAAGAAUACACCUCGGGAAAGAUCGCCUCUUCGGCCGAACGGUGCUUCUGGAGAAUACGAAACAUCCCUUACGAACAGAGUUCGUCGGGUCCAAAGUGGGGAAGACAUUGAUGAAGAUACUCUUAUCAAAAUUGCGGCUUCCCGUGGUCGUGGGCCUUUUCCUGAACAGCAGAGCCUCACAUCGGCCCAAUCGCCAGAAAGGUCUCCAUACCAGGCACGACCUCGCUCUCGGUCGCCUGCUUCACGGGGGACUGUAUCGCCGAGAUCCCCUAAAAAAAGAGUCCUGCGCGUCCUCAGUGGGGACGAUAUGGACGAUAUCGAUGCAGAUACCAUGAUUAAAAUCGCGGAAGCAAGCGGCCGUGGUCCUGUAGCUCCUGUACAGCAAAGCCCGUCCUCGCCCAAGCGAUCUCCCGUCAGAGCUAGGGGUGUGUCACCCGACGAAAGAUCCAUCUCACCAACCCCGCCUGUGCGAGUUCCUCCCCCCUCUCAAAACCGAGGUCGAAGCUUUGGUGGGCCCGACCUGGACGAAGAUAUCAUGAUCAAAAUUGCUGCGGCUUCUGGGAGCCAAGCUACUACACGCCAAACCGCCGACGUCGCAGAGCGAGCAACUUCGCCGCCUCUCACGGAAGCUACCAGUGCAGACGAAGCGACGAGUGACAAUGGCGGCGGCGAGGGGGAUUUCGGGCUCGAAGUUAUCGAUGCUUCGUGUAGUUUUCAUUGCGAAGAAAAGACCCAUGAUCAGAAUGGACUCAUACUCGAUGCUCCACCUGUCAAAACGGGUGGCAAAGGCAGCAAGGUUUCAUUGAAAAAGGCCGCCAAGGGACUGCUGAAACAGUUUCGUAAGAAAAAGCAAUAA